AAGUCUCGGCGGCAAGAAAUCGGAGUCCGUAGAAACUUCGUGGAUUGUUGCAGCUCAAGUCCCAACAGACGACUUGACCAGAAGUUGUCCGCUCACUCUCCCUCGACACCCUCUUCUCCUCACAACCCUCCAGUCAUGCUGUCCAGAUUUGCGCCGAGGUCUUUCACCUCGUCGGUUAGACGUGCUGCCUUCCAGCCCACCCGUGUCGCUCCUCAAGUGCUGAGAACCGUCACCACCGACGCCGCCAGCGCCCACGCCGAGAAGGACGAUGUCCCCAGCGAGGAUGACAAGACCUUCGAGGUCAAGCUGUCCGACGAGAGCUUCGAGACCUACGAGCUCGACCCUCCUUCAUUCACCCUCAAGACCACCAAGAAGGAGCUGAAGCAAAUGUACUACGACAUGGUCGCCAUGCGCCGCAUGGAGAUGGCCGCCGACAGACUGUACAAGGAGAAGAAGAUCCGCGGUUUCUGCCACUUGUCGACCGGUCAGGAGGCCGUUGCCGUCGGUAUCGAGCACGGUAUCACCAAGGAGGACUCUGUCAUUACCGCCUACCGCUGCCACGGUUUCGCCAUGAUGCGCGGCGCCUCGGUCAAGUCCAUCAUCGGUGAGCUGCUCGGCAGAAGAGAGGGUAUCGCCUACGGAAAGGGUGGUUCCAUGCACAUGUUCACCAAGGGCUUCUACGGCGGUAACGGUAUCGUCGGUGCUCAGGUCCCCGUCGGUGCUGGUCUCGCCUUUGCCGACCACUACCAGGGCAAGAAGAACGUUUCCAUCUCCCUCUACGGUGACGGUGCUUCCAACCAGGGUCAGGUCUUCGAGGCCUACAACAUGGCCAAGCUGUGGAACCUCCCCGUCAUCUUUGCUUGCGAGAGUGAGUUACACCAUCAACACACCUCUUAUGCGAUUGCCGUUUACUGA
Aureobasidium musti is the source of this 915-nucleotide messenger RNA. The record is from the annotation of a GenBank genome assembly. NCBI's taxonomy places the organism in Eukaryota, Fungi, Ascomycota, Dothideomycetes, Dothideales, Saccotheciaceae.